GUAUCACAACACUCAGACCCCUCGUAGCAGCAACUACCUCACCUCACGAGACCAUCAUGAAGCUGGAACUGGUCGCCCUGUGCCUGACGGUGGGCUCCGCCCUGGCCCUGCAGAUCCCCCAGUACCGAGCGCAGCAGCCCUACCAGCAGUACCUCCAGAACCAGCAGUUCCAGAACUACCAGCAGCGGGCGGCCGCCGCGCCCAUCCUCCAGUACUCCAACGACGUCAACCCCGACGGCUCUUUCCAGUACAGCUACCAGACGGGCGACGGCAUCAGCGCGCAGGCGGCGGGCUUCACCAGGAACCUGGGCAUCAAGGACGCCGAGGCGCAGGUGGUGCAGGGCUCGUACUCGUACACGGGGCCCGACGGCGUCGUCUACACCGUCAACUACAUUGCCGACGAGAACGGGUACCGGGCCCAGGGCGCGCACCUGCCCACGCCUCCCGCGGUCGCCGCCGUGCCCAAGGCCCUCCCGUACUACAACCAACAGCAGGCGACGUACCAGCAGCAGCAGGCGGCCUACCAGCGGCCGCUGCAGCAGCCCUACCAGUACCGGCCCUUCCAGCGGCGCUACUAGCGCGUGCCGCAACUGGGGCGCCCCGUGCCCCGCCCGCGGGCCCGCCCGGGGCACUCUGACGCCACGCUCCGCCACGCCGCUGCAGCCACACUUCCGAUCCGACUGAUUUGACGCGCCAUUUCACUAUGGGCCGGCCUCUGAUCGCUCGGGUGGGAGGCGAGAGGAGAGGCGCUUCCUGGAGGAGGCAACGACGGCGGCCCCUGUCCUGUUGGCCUGCACUGCCGUCCGCGGCGCCGUACGGCACAGCGAAAUUUGGCUUGUUAUUUGAUCGCGGAAAAAAAUUGAGCUGCUCUUUUUUUUUAGGUUUGCUUUGAUUCAAGUUGUUGCUUUCGCUGGGUCUGAUGUGAUGUGCUUUCUACGACCUUUCUUCUCUUUUUUUUUGAUAAUUUUUUUUGUGAAUAAAAAAGAAAUGAGGGAUGCUCUUUGA
Molecule: messenger RNA, 1005 nt
Organism: Frankliniella occidentalis (western flower thrips)
Lineage: Eukaryota; Metazoa; Arthropoda; Insecta; Thysanoptera; Thripidae
Product: endocuticle structural glycoprotein SgAbd-2-like
Exons: 3
Coding region: 57-578 (173 amino acids)
Cellular component (GO): chitin-based extracellular matrix
Molecular function (GO): structural constituent of chitin-based larval cuticle
Source: RefSeq, a predicted model, not a curated record